Drosophila hydei is the source of this 1316-nucleotide messenger RNA. Its product is annotated as Ca(2+)/calmodulin-responsive adenylate cyclase. Bases 22 to 1092 code for a protein of 356 amino acids. NCBI's taxonomy places the organism in Eukaryota, Metazoa, Arthropoda, Insecta, Diptera, Drosophilidae. The transcript has a single exon. The record is from RefSeq and is a predicted model, not a curated record. Gene Ontology annotation, cellular component: cytoplasm.
UGGAGCUCAGUUGGAAACAAGAUGCCACAGUGGCUGGUCAUUGGCAUCUCUGGUGUCACGUGUGGUGGAAAGACUACUUUGGCGCACAGCUUGCGCGACUACUUCAAGGGAUUGCGCAAUGCGCCGCUCUGGAAUACGCCCUAUACAAUUGGCGAUGUGCAGCUGAUCUCACAGGAUGAUUACUUCCUGCCAGUGGAAGAUAGACGACACAAACGUGUCGACAAAUUGAAUGCGAUCAAUUUUGAGCUAAUCACCUCGUUGAAUACAAAACAAAUGUUGGCGGACAUUGCGCACAUUAUCAAUGGGCCCACAGAACAGAUUGCUACGUAUGCAAAUUUUGAGCACUAUGCGCUGCAGUACCAGCAACAGCAACAGCAGCAAUUGCAACAGCAACAACAGCAACAUCAACAACAGCAGCAGCAGCAACAGCAGCAGCAACAACAGCAACAGUUGCAGCAACUGCAACAACAGCAGCAGCAAUACACUGCCAGCUAUCAGCUGCGUAAUGGCAAACAUCUGCCACCUGCUGCCUAUCAAUAUCAGCAGCAACAACAUGUGCAGCAACAUCCACAGUUACAACAUCACACGCAUCGUCAGCACCAUGCGGAUCAUCUGAUGCGUCUCAAUAUUAAUGCCCAGAUUGCCGCUCAGUUGCGCGAUAAGAAAAUCAAUGUCCUACUCAUCGAGGGCUUCAUGAUCUUCAAUCAACCCGAGCUGCUGGCGCUUUGCAAUCUCAAAUAUCAUUUCCAUUUGCCGUACGAGAAGUGUUAUCAGCGUCGCAUUCAACGCACCUAUGAUCCGCCCGAUGUUACUGGCUAUUUUGAGCUAUGUGUCUGGCCGUACUAUGAGAAGAACUUUGCCGAGUAUCGCGACUGCAAGGAUAUUACGUUCCUCAACGGCGAGAUUAGCAAGGAGAAGAUCUUCAAGUUUGUGCUCCAGCGUAUUGUACACUAUUUCGAGGAGCGUUGCGAUGUGCCCACCGCCUCGCCGGUUGCCUGUCCGCCGCAGCAGAAACGUUUCGGUAUGCUCUACAUGGCCACAGCAUCCAGCAAUAAUAAUCAUCUGCACACCGCGUGUCCCAUGGAGCAGUAGCCAGCAGGAACUGGGCCUAAGUAAAUCUAAGAAGGGGUGGUCUUAAAAGUUUCCAAACUUGAAACACAGAUAAAGAAAUUGGUGUAAGUUUUCAAACUACCCUCGCAUGUAAAAAAGCAAAAUCAUGUACAUUUAAAGUCUAUAGAAUUCUAUAUAAUUCUAUAUUUAGUUGUUUUUCCAUUAGUUUUAAGCAUAUGGACACAUUCUCUAUAGAGUCUAAAACG